AUGGACGUUACGACGCGAUGGAACAGCACGUUGGAUAUGCUGGCUCGUUACCUCGAGCAGCAAGCUGCCAUAGCAGCAGCUCUCACCAGCCCAGAGAUAAGACAAAACGCCCGAAGCAUUGAUACACUUGACAGCUGCGAUGUCAGAGAUGCUGAAGACCUUGUGAAGCUGCUGCAUCCUUUGAAGACAGCCACCACAGUGUUGUGUGAGGAGAAGAGUCCCACAGUGUCUCUCAUUGUGCCACUGAAGAGCAUGAUUGAACAGAACAUGACACCAAAUGAUGGAGAUUCCACCACCGUGGCCAACACAAAGACUGCAAUCCUCACGAAUAUUGCAAACAGAUACAGUGGGGAUGCCUUCAACUAUCUGCUGGAGUGCACGGUACUGGACCCAAGGUUCCGGACUCUACCUCAGCUAGACCAUGACCAGCGUGAGGCCGUCUUCCUGAGGGUACAGAACAAGGCAGAACAGUUGCUGCAAAAACAGACCACAGCUGAGGAGAGGGAAGAAGGGGCAGCAGGUGGAGCUCACUGUCCCACACACGGUAGAGAGGAGGCUGUGAGAGAUGAUGAGCCCGAAGUGACAGAACCUGCUCCCAUAAAGACAGCACUUGAGGACCUGUUAGGGAACUCUUUUUCUACUGAGCCAGAGGAGUCCAACAGUUCAAAACAGGCUGAGAGGGAAGUUGAAAACUACAGAAAAGAGGCCUCUAUCCCUCUCAGUGGCUGCCCUCUGAAGUGGUGGCAAGAACACUGCUCCCAAUAUCCUUUGCUGUCUCACCUUGCCAAAGCGUGCCUUUCUGUCCCUGCUACCUCCGUUCCAAGUGAGCGCAUCUUUUCAACAGCAGGAGACAUAGUCAAUGCGCAAAGAUCCCAACUGCUGCCAGAGAAUGUGGACAUGCUAAUAUUCUUAAAAAAGAACAUGGCUGUGUAGUUGCAGCAAGUUGUCAGUGACAUACUUGGUCAGGCUCU
This is a messenger RNA of Epinephelus moara (kelp grouper), 971 nucleotides long. RefSeq names its product zinc finger BED domain-containing protein 4-like. Gene Ontology annotation, cellular component: nucleus. Gene Ontology annotation, biological process: regulation of transcription by RNA polymerase II. Bases 1 to 933 code for a protein of 310 amino acids. The record is from RefSeq and is a predicted model, not a curated record. Gene Ontology annotation, molecular function: protein dimerization activity. The transcript has 2 exons. Lineage: Eukaryota; Metazoa; Chordata; Actinopteri; Perciformes; Serranidae.